AUGCAUGAUGAUUUUUUCGCAAUCUCAACCUUUUCUACGACUUACGAAUACCAGGCAUAUAAGAAAUCUCUGGAGGUACGCGGAAGAGAGAAGCGGAUCAGAGGACUGGAAAAGUACAACAACGAGCAAAUGUUCUUCAUUGGAUAUGCUACGCAGUGGUGCGGCCAUUCAACGCCAUUUGGACUUGUAAACCAGAUCCUCACCGAUGUUCAUUCUCCAAAUCGAUAUCGGUGA
Molecule: messenger RNA, 234 nt
Organism: Cooperia oncophora
Lineage: Eukaryota; Metazoa; Nematoda; Chromadorea; Rhabditida; Trichostrongylidae
Source: the annotation of a GenBank genome assembly